AUGAGAAAGUCAUCAACUGCUUCACAAACUUAUAUUCCAUAUAAUCAUCAACCCUUAUCAUUAAAACAACCAUCAACUACAAAUACUCAUGGUCAUAUACCUAGAUAUUACUUUUUUACUAAAAAGAUUAGAAAUUUAUUACCUUUUCUACUAUUAAUACUAUGUAUGUUCAAAACUACUCAAAUUUAUUUAACUACAGAAAUUAAUCAAUCAGUACUUGAGCAUAAUGCAUUAAUACAAAAUAAACACCUGAGUUUUAAUCCAAAAAAUAUAUUAUUAGAUUUGUUUAAUCAUAUAAUAGAUAUACAGGAAGAAAGUAAACCAAGUAGUUUUUUGGGUAAAGAUCAAGGCAUUUUUUUUCAUUGGGAUGAUUGGAUAGAUUUAGGAGUUGCCAACCAUUUAUUAAAUAAAGCAAGAGUUUCAAGUUCAUCAGGUACUUUCUGCGAUGCAAAUUUGAAAAAAUUUGGAGAUGUAAAUGGUCAUUUUCUUGAAUCUUAUAAUACAAAAAUUUAUAGAGGUAUGGUAAAUUUGUAUUGUCUUAAAGACAUUCCUGAAAAAUUAUUAAUCAAUACAGAUUCAACUAUAAUGGAGGUUCCAGUAAUUGGUAAGAAAAGAUUAGCUGCUAAUGAUGACAAAAGUAUAAAUUCAGUUACUACAGAUCAUUUAAUAACUAAGAUGAAUAGAAUUAAUACAACAAGUGAUCAAUUUAAUUAUAAAAAUAUCGAAUCAUUAGAAAAAACAGUUGAUAUAAAUCCUGAAGAUUUUAUAUUCAAACCAGAUGUGGAAAUAUUUCAAUUGCAAGAAAAGUUAAAUAAUCAAACGAUAACUUCAAAAGAAAUGAAAUAUUUGGAAUUUCUUGAAUAUUCAAAUAAUCAUUUAGUUGAUCAUACUGAUCGAUAUUUUAAAUAUGCUUGGAUAUACACAGACUUGAUUCAAGGUAAUUCGCAUCAUAUUAGUUAUCCAUUUUUUAAAAGAUAUAUUUCAGAUAGAGAGCGUCAAAGUAUAUUACAUCAUAUGAUUCGUAAUUGGUUUCAAUUUUCACAAGCUUAUGGAUUUGCUAGUUGGAUUAAUCAUGGAAGUUUAUUAGGUUGGGCAUUUAAUGGUUUCAAUAUGCCAUGGGAUACAGAUAUAGAUAUACAAAUGCCAAUUGCACAAUUGGAUAAAUUGGCUAAACAAUUUAAUAAAACUUUAAUUAUUGAAAAUCCUAAAUUUGGUAAUGCUAGAUAUUGGUUGGAAAUAGCACCGACAUAUAUUAGACAAGGUAAUGGUAAAUCGUUUAUUGAUGCAAGAUUUAUAGAUAUAAAUCUGGGUUUAUAUAUUGAUAUAACUGCAUUAUCACAUACUGAAGUUCCACCACCAGAAACUAAUGAUAGUAACGAUUUAUCUCAAAUGUCAGUACAUUGUAAGAAUUGGAAUUGGCAUACAUUGGAUGAAUUAUUACCUAUUCGUCAUACUUAUUUUGAAGGUGCUUCUGUUUAUAUUCCAAAUAAAGUAAAUCAAUCAUUAAUGAAUAAAUAUGGUAAAUCAGCAUUGACAAAUACAGAAUUUCAUAAGCAUAAUUAUCAAAAAGAUAUUGAUAUGUGGGUACCGAAUAAAAUAUGUUCAAGAAAACCAAAGAAACCAAAAAAUAGAUUUGAAAAGAAUAAAAAGAAAUUGUCUUUGAAAGGUGCAUGUAAUUCAAAAAUUCUUCAAGAUGAAUAUAAUAUAAUCAGGGAAAUAGUUGAAAGACAUAAAUUACUUAAUGAGGAUUUAGAUAAUCUGGCAUAUUAUAAUAUUGAUGAAAUGGGAGAUUUACCCAUCUUUAGAAAAGAUUCAUGGGAUUAUUAUUAUGAUAUAAAUCACAAAAAUUCAAACAUUGAUAAUUGGUAUGUAAGAAAACAAAUAACAAGAAAGUAA
Insectozyma verbasci is the source of this 1896-nucleotide messenger RNA. The record is from the annotation of a GenBank genome assembly. NCBI's taxonomy places the organism in Eukaryota, Fungi, Ascomycota, Pichiomycetes, Serinales, Debaryomycetaceae.